Poecilia latipinna (sailfin molly) is the source of this 1825-nucleotide messenger RNA. It is a transcript of the gene drc4, whose product is annotated as dynein regulatory complex subunit 4. Gene Ontology annotation, biological process: flagellated sperm motility. The transcript is spliced from 11 exons. NCBI's taxonomy places the organism in Eukaryota, Metazoa, Chordata, Actinopteri, Cyprinodontiformes, Poeciliidae. Gene Ontology annotation, molecular function: microtubule binding; small GTPase binding. The coding region runs from base 147 to 1547 and encodes 466 amino acids. The record is from RefSeq and is a predicted model, not a curated record. Gene Ontology annotation, cellular component: microtubule; Golgi apparatus; motile cilium.
GGGGUAACCUGAAACUUUGUCACGUGAUCGCGUUGCCAUGGCAGCGCCUCAUGUUGCUAUUCCCGCAGAUCUGCGGUUCGCUUCGCGUUCCUAAAACCUGCGGGGUUUAAAUCUGCUGCUGCUGUGGAGCCGAUCGGUGAAAUAAGAUGCCGCCGAAGAACAGAAACAAGAAGUCCGGGAAAGGGAAGCCCUCCGCGGUGGUGGACGCUCUGUCCACGGAGGAGAUGUCCAAGGACCAGCUGGAAGAGCAUGUGGUGCGGCUGCGGGAGGAGCUGGACCGGGAGCGCGAGGAGCGGAGCUACUUCCAGCUGGAGCGCGAUAAGAUCCGCGGCCUGUGGGAAAUCUCCCGGCGGCGGCUGGAGGAGGCGGAGGCGGAGCUGAGGGACGGCGUCCGGCAGAGGGACGAGGCCGCGGAGCGCCACCGUGUGGAGAUAACGGUCUACAAGCAGAAGCUGAAGCACGUCCUGUCUGAGCAGCACAACGCAGUCUGUGAGAUGAAGACGGAUGCCGUCUCCUCUUCCUCGCUGCUCCGGAACCGUAACGGCGGGUCGGAGCUGGAUCUGCAGCGGCAGCUCCGGGAUCUGCAGGCGGCUGGCGAGCAGAAGACGAUCCAAGAGCACGGCGCCGCCAAGGAGCUGCAGCUGAAGCACCAGGCGGAGCUGAUGAGGCUCGGUAACGAGUACGAGCGGCAGAUCCAUGAGCUGGAGAUGAGUUUCCUCCAGAGGGCGCACUCCCUGAUGCAGGCGGAGGACAGGAAGCGCCGCGCAGCUGUCAGCGAGGUGGAGCAGCGGAUGAAGAGCCGCAUGGAGGCGCUGAUGGAGGAACAUCACAGAGUCCUACGCAAAGGAGAGGAAUACUUCUCCCAAAUUCAGAGGAACCAGCAGGAGGAGCUGGACAGGUGGAAGGGCGAGCUGAAGAAGCUGCAGAACCAGAAGCUGCGGUGGGAGAAGAAGAUCUCAGCAGCUCAGCAGGAGAACCAGCGUCUGAAGACGACGCUGCAGGAGGUCCAGCAGAAGCUUCCGGAGCUGCACAGACGGCUACAGGAGCACCAGCACUCCAAGCAGAGGAUGGAGGAGUACCGAGCUCAGCAGAAGCUGGUUGAUCAGGAGCUCAGAGACCUGACGGUGGAACACGAGCUGCUGCUGCAGGCCUUCCAGAAGAUGCAGGAGGAGCGUGACGAGCUGCUGAGGAGGCAGACGCAGAGCAUCCUGGACGUCCAGCAGAGGAGCGGCCUGAAGAAGAUCCUGCUGCAGAGGAAGCUGGAGGCGCUGAGCCAGACUCUGGAGAAGAAGGAGGCGCAGCUGAGCGCCGCGCUGUCCGUCUGCAGCGUGGAGCCCACGGCGCGCAGCAACGCCGCCAACAAGCUGCAGGAGAUCCUGGAGUCCAAACGGACCGCCAUGGAGGCUCUGCAGCUGGACCUGGACCAGGGCGCCCAGCUGCUGCACCCCCUGCAGGAUGACGUGGAGGUCGCCGUUGUGCCACCGCUCCGCUCUCCCACCAGACCAGCCAAGCCGGUUCUAGAGGAACCCGGACUGGACCGCUGGUGACCAGAAUGGAUCCGACUGUUCAUGUUUUUCUGCUGAACUCGGAUCAAUUCGGAACCAGAAACCUGAUGCUGCCACUGCUGCUGACAUCGUCAACAGCUUUCUCACCGCUGCGCCUCGAUCGCCCCAACAAAUCCAACCACUGCUGGUUAGGCCCCGCCCCCUCCCUAGAACUUCCUGUGUUUAAGUCAUCAUGAAAUAAACUGAUCUCACAUCUGAUUGGCCAGCUGUUAGGGCUAGCCCCGCCCCUUACUAAUGGCCGACAAAUCAAAACGCUGCAA